Drosophila kikkawai is the source of this 991-nucleotide messenger RNA. It is a transcript of the gene Tcs1, whose product is annotated as Threonyl-carbamoyl synthesis 1. Gene Ontology annotation, molecular function: nucleotidyltransferase activity; double-stranded RNA binding; tRNA binding. Gene Ontology annotation, biological process: regulation of translational fidelity. NCBI's taxonomy places the organism in Eukaryota, Metazoa, Arthropoda, Insecta, Diptera, Drosophilidae. The record is from RefSeq and is a predicted model, not a curated record. Gene Ontology annotation, cellular component: cytoplasm.
AUGCGCCACACGCAGGCGCUGCUCUUCAGACGCCUCCUUGUGCAACACGCCCGCCCCAAGUCCACCAUCCCAAUGCAGCCGCAGGCGAGGGAGAAGGCGGAGACCGCUGUGUGCCCUGUGACAGAUGGAUCGGCACUCCAGCUGGCCCGCCACUGUCUGCUGAGCGGCCAGGUUAUAGGCCUUCCCACAGACACUGUUUACGGCUUGGCCUGCGACGCCAACAACGAGCAGGCCAUCCAGCGCCUGUACGAGAUCAAGGGCAGGGACGAACACAAGCCGGUGGCCAUCUGCGUGCACAACAACGCCGCCCUCCGUCGCUUUGGCCAGGCUGCCCACCUCAGCGACGAGCUGCUAACUCGUUUGCUCCCGGGCCCCCUGACCAUCGUGAUCGAGCGGACGCCCGCGCUGAGCAAUAGGUUCCUAAAUCCCAGCACCUCCAAGAUCGGUAUACGUAUUCCAGACUUUAAGUUUAUGCGCGACCUGUGCGCCGUGUGGCACGAACAGCCGCUGGCCCUGACCAGCGCCAAUCGCUCCAGUGCCCCCAGCAGCCUGCAGGUGUCCGAGUUCCGUUCUCUCUGGCCCCAAUUGGGGGCUGUCUUCGAUGCCGGCCAAAUUGGUCUGACUGAGGAGCGGCGUCUGGCCUCCACGGUGAUCGACCUGGCCACUCCCGGCUACUACGAGAUUGUAAGAGCAGGUGUGGCCCUGAAGCAAACGGAGGCCGUAAUGGAGGAAUUCGGCAUCCGGUCACGGGAUAUUAUUUAGAAUACAUGAGUUUUUAUUAUAUUUACAUUUCUUUGAUUCUUUAUAAAAUCAUAUUAUGUUACAUUUCACAAACAAUUUAUAGUUUUUCAUAGUUUUAAAAUAAAAUGCAACGUCCAGGACUUGCAUUCUGAAUAUUAUAUCCUUGAAAUCAAUAGUUAUAACCUCUCCUUGCAUUGAAUCUAGGACAAGACUCCAGUCUAAACUAAAAUAUAAAGAAAACUAAACAUAA